AUGGCCCUGCGAGCGUAUGGCAACUGGCUGUUUUGCAAUGGUGGGUCGCUGCAUAGCUUGCGGCAUACCUUGCUGGCUUCGCAGAGAAAAUACCUGAACUUGAGGCCCUUCUCCAAGGUUGUCUGGGAGCUCAUCACGAGGUGGGAGCACGCUGAGCCACCUCAGCACAGGACGCCGAUCCCUGAGCCCGUCCUGAAAGCUAUUGUGACUUUGGCUUGGAUGCAAGGUUUUCGGUACUUUGCGGGCAUUACCCUGCUGGCUUUCUAUGGGCUUGGCCGGAUCGGCGAGGUGCUACAGUGCAACCGCGGAGACCUGCUCCUCCCCAACGACGACCUUUGGAACCAGAGUUCACAAGUCUUUUUGAGGUCUUCGGUCAGUGCUACAAGAACGAGCCCCUCUUCGGCUUCUGCUUACCGCUACAGGUGGAACGUGCUCUUGAAGGAGCUCGGGCUGGAGGCAGAGCUGCGCCUCACCCCAGGUGGGCUUCGCGGCGGAGGUGCCGUCGAAGCCUAUCGCAAGGGCGUGGCGGUGACCGAGAUCCAGUGGAGGAUGAGAUUGAAACACCUUCAUACCCUCGAAUUCUAUCUGCAAGAGCUGGGCGCUGUCUCUGCAUUGGCGGCUUUGAACAGCGUGGCCUCGAGAAGGAUCAAGGCCGCGGCCGCCUGCUACGACAUCCUGGCUCGGCGUGCUCGCCGUACCCGGCUGGCCCUUCCUAUGGGUGGAAAGUACAGUUCGCUGUGGCGGUUGCCCUUCUCCGAGGCCUUCUGCUUCGCCGCCUGGCGGCUGCCUUCCAGGGCCCUGGCUUUUAUCGGGUCCUUUGCUCCUAGGCUUGAAAGGUUGGAGGCUGAGGUUGCAUAUCUGCGGGCCGAAGUUGCCGAGCUGCGGGCUCUCUUAGGAGUUGAGCAAAACGACGGCUACGAGGUGGUGCCUGCAACGCCCCCUCGAGCAGCUCCUGCUAGAGGUUCCCAGCCUAGUGCAGAGCCGAGCUCCGAGUUGCGUGCUGCUAGCCCUUCACUUGUGUCGGGCUCUUUGCGUGGCUCUGUGCUUGUUACCCCGGGGGAGACCGAUCCCUUGCAGGGCCUUCAGGCCCCCGAGCCGGGCGUGCCCGAGCUGCCUCGCUCGCAGCGAGAUCAGGUGUGCGUGCGCAUUGGACAGUGGAUCGCAGCCUCCUUGGCAGGACAACACCGAGGCGCCUCAGGUCGAGAUCAGAUCCCUCAAGGCUCCAAGGUCUGGGUUGUCUUCCGAACUUAUCACGGGGUCGACUGGAACCCGCCGCGAGCCUUCUCUACUUUUUGUGCCGCCAAGGUGCAUUGCAAGCAAGGCUCCCUUUGCGGCGAGGCCGUUUUUAUUGGCCUGCCUAAUCGUGCUGACGUGCUUGCUGUUUGCCGUGCGGCCGGGCUUCCC
Messenger RNA from Symbiodinium necroappetens, 1404 nucleotides. NCBI's taxonomy places the organism in Eukaryota, Dinophyceae, Suessiales, Symbiodiniaceae. The record is from the annotation of a GenBank genome assembly.